CACAAAAAUUAACCCACCGAUUAUCACCUUGUCAAACACGAGCCACCAAUGUCCACCACCACCGAGUCAGACCAACUCACCUCCAACUGGUCCGAGUUAACUCACGAGAUCCUCCUCAACAUCCUAACUCGACUCACUCUCGAAGACCGAUGGAACGGCACCAUGCUCGUCUGCAAGUCAUGGCUACAAGCCUCCAAGGAUCCGUCUCUUCACUCCGUUUUCGAUCUCGAAUCGUCCUUCAAAUCGCGACCCGUUGAGUCGACUCGCUGGUGGACGCCUGAGUUCGAGAGGAAGAUCGAUAACAUGAUCAGAUCUGUUGUGGAUUGGAGUGAGGGGAAGAUUGUUGAAGUUAGGGUUAGACAUUGUUCUGAUCGGGCGCUUUCUGUUGUUGCUCAACGAUGCCCAAAUCUAGAAGUAUUAUCAAUCAAAAGCUGCCCAAACGUGACCGAUGAGUCCAUGAUAAAGAUAGCAUCUGGGUGCCCCAAACUCAAGGAACUCGACAUGAGCUAUUGCUACGAAAUCUCUCAUGAAUCGAUACAAGCGUUAGGAAGAAAAUGCACUAACAUCUCGAUUCUAAAACGCAACCUUAUGAAUUGGUUAGAUCCUUCAGAACACAUAGGAAUCGUACCCACGAGCUACUUAAACGCGUGUCCUCAAGACGGGGACUCUGAAGCUGCUGCAAUUGGGAACUUAAUGCCUCAAUUAUUACAUCUUGAACUCAGGUUCUCGAAAUUAACAGCCCGAGGCCUCGCUCUGAUUUCGCAAGGGUGUAAAAACCUCGAGUACCUGGAUUUAUCGGGUUGUGUGAGUGUUACUAGCCGGGAUAUUGAGAAUUCAACAUCGGGUUUGACUAAUUUGAAGAACGUUAAGAAGAACAACUUUUAUAUCCCGAGGUCGGCCAGUGUUCAUGCGGAACGAUAUGGUCAUUGGAGGUUGUAUGAUGAACGAUUCCAGACGGAUGCUUUUCGUCUUUGAACUCGCAACGGAGAAUAAUGGGGUUCAUCAAGUGAUCAUGUUGUUAUAUAAGCGUUCCAUUAGAUGAUCAUUUUGUUAUAUAAGCUUGUUGUAUUAAGUACAUCUUUCUCAUGUUUAUAUUGAAUUUGAAUGUAGAUGUGUGCUGCUGUUUAAACCA
Helianthus annuus (common sunflower) is the source of this 1132-nucleotide messenger RNA. Its product is annotated as F-box protein SKIP1. The coding region runs from base 49 to 975 and encodes 308 amino acids. The record is from RefSeq and is a predicted model, not a curated record. Lineage: Eukaryota; Viridiplantae; Streptophyta; Magnoliopsida; Asterales; Asteraceae. The transcript is spliced from 2 exons. Gene Ontology annotation, molecular function: protein binding.